UCAGAUUAUUGAUUUCACUUUUGUCUUUAUAUCGGUUUGAGCUGCAGCAGCGUAAAUUUUACAGAUUUUUCGUGUAGAAUUAUUCAGAUUAUAUAUUUGUUGUUUUAAUACCAUAUAUAGAGUAAAAUAGUUUAAAUAUAACAUUUGUAGAAUAUAGAACGAUAAGAUAUUACUAUAAUAUUAACCCGUAUCGUUUUGUAAGCUAGGGGUCCGCCAUGGGCGUUGGUCGUCCAUAUGCGAUAUUUAAAGCUUAUAAGUUUAGGUGCAGAUAAUGUUAAAAUUAAUACAUUUCAAACAUAAAUUUUACUAUUUAGUAAGAUAAUAAUUCUAGUAGAGUGGAAAAUUAGAUUAGUGCGAUUUCAAUACAUCAAAGGUCACAAUAUGCCGCGUAUCGAUCCAUUGCAACUUAUAAAGUGUCUCUCGGUGCUGCUCAGCCCGGAAGGAGGUAUUCAUUCUAGAGACGAGGUACCGAGAUUAGUAAACCUGAUGACUAAGUUUUCAAAGAAAUUAGUAAGCAAGUGCGUCUACGUCCUAAUAUUGAAAAACACCGAAACCAGUUUGGUGGAUAUGUUUAUGGCGGAGGGCGGAUGGACUUUGAUCCAGUCAUGGCUUCAGGACGCGGCCCAGUCAGGGAACUGGGACUUGGUGAAGGAGAUUUUGGAACUUCUAUUAAUAACUCCGGUGGACGUGGAAAGGCUGAAAAUGAACUGUUUACCUAAAUUGAUUAAGAAUCUAUCUCGCCGUGAUGACCUUGACGGCGUUGCGCAUUUGUCAAACCAAAUCGUUCAAAACUGGUUGGUUAUUGUUAAAGGAUCGAGCCAUCCUACACCUGUGCAUUCGAUUCAGGCACAGGAAAAACCCGAUUCAGAGCCGGCAGUGGUAGAGCCUAAAAACGUCGAUGACAGUAAAAUUAAUAAAGAAAUUGUAGAUGCUGUGCCUAAUGACGUUCAGGAAUCUGAUAAAAUGGACGUCGAUAAUCACCAGGCCAUUAAACCCAGUAACUUUUAUAAGGUGUCGGUAAAGGAUGGAAAACAGGUUAUUAAGAAGUUGUCUCUAGAAGCAGACGAGAAACAAACAGCUAAAAAUGAGGAAUUGAAAGAAGAAAUUGAAAAGGAAGAAAAAGUAGCUGAGAAGGAAAAUGACAAGUCGAAGAACAGUUUGUCGUCAUUGAAAAGUAGUAGUAAAUCAAGCUCAAGUAGUAGUAAGGAUAAAGAAAGGGAUAAAAGAAGGUCAUCCUCAAGUCAUUCAAGUAGUAAAAGUAGUAGUAAGUCAUCCAGUAGUUCUAAAGAUAAAGACAGAAAGGAUAGGGACAAGGAUAAAGAUAAACACAGACAUAACGGAUCUUCGCGGUCAAGCAGGAGUAGCAGUAGUAGUAGUAAAGAUAAAAAAGAGUCUAGAGAUAAGAGCAAGGUGAAAGACCCUGUUGAAACGAAAGAGAAACAGGCCGAGAAAGAUAAAGACACGUUGGAAAAGGUGAAACCACCAACCUUGGAUAAACUGGGUAGGAUCCCGAAGAAAUCCAGCAGUUCAGACGAAAAACAGAAAGAAAACAAAUCGAAAGAGGAGAAGAAAAAGCCGUCGUUCUCGAUUCUGAACCGGAAAGCCACCGGGGAAGAACCGCGCUCCAAGACCGUGAAAGUGUUCAAUUCCAAGAUGCGAUCGACGGGUCUGGAAGAAGAAGCGAAGCCCCCGCCGCCGCGGUCAACCAAGAAACCCACCCCCAGUGUCCAGCUGCCCACGAUUCCCCAGAAAAGGCCGUCGCCCCCUAGAGAUCCCCCUUCGGGGAUUCCCCCAGAGAAGAAGCUGAAGAUCGACAAGAUCGACGUGCCCGAGAGGCCGGGCGCUAUCAAACUGAUCCCGCCCAAACCAAAACCACCCGUAUUACAAGAAAGCGACAUGUUUAUGGACGCUCUCAACGCUUCAGCUCCCAAGAAAGAGGCCAAAAAGCGAAAACGAAGACCCAGCGUCACCAAAGAUACACCUACAUCACCCAGUGUCGCUUCAAAUGGCGGAGAUGCCAACACACCUACAUCGCCAACCAGUCCCACAGGUUCUUUGGGUUUGAAAAACAUCGCUCCCAUCAAUUUCUACCAAGAUACGUUAUCCGAAACGUCCGAAAAGAAGGAGGAACAAGACGAGAACAGCGAAAACAAUGAUGAAAAUGCUCAGGAUUCUAAUGAUACUCCUGUAAGUCCUACGACGCCUACUGAUGAGGCUGAAGUGGAUAAAGAAGAAGUUGUUCAAAGACCUCUUCGACCUGAUGGUUUGAGGGGGGUGCUUCUGUAUACGAAGAAGAAGGGUCCUAAGAGGUCGAUCAAAUGGAAAGCUGAGGAAGAUUUGGUCGAAGUACGGUACUUCGAGUUGGAUGAAACUGAAAGAGUUAACGUAACCAAGACGUUUAUGGACAUGGCUAAGAUGGAGAUGAACAGCGAAAGAGAAGCUUUGAUCAUGUCGAGAAAGCUCAGUAACGAGGACGUGAUGGAACCUCAAAUAAUGUGGAGGUUUCCGUAUUUAUGCGACCUACCAGACCCUCUCGCACCACCUGGUUCAAAGAGUUUGGAAAAAGAUAUCCAGUUCGCUAGAGAAAAGACUGUUUUACCUGCUUUAUACUAUGACAAGCGUCGUAUACCUGACAGUCCCGAAGAACCUAUUCCAGAAAACCAUCAAAUGAGCGAUCCGGUUAUUAUACCUUUGGACGACCCAGACAGUCAGGAGGUCGAUUUGAGGAGCACUCCCUGGCCCGAACCCAAAGGUCCAGCACCUCAAAUGGACCCUCCCCAAGCCAUGCCUCCCAUGUUCCAAAACAUGCCUUUCAAUCCGAACUUCCCCAACAUGAACCCUAUGAACCAACCUCCACAGUUUGCCGGGGUCGGAGUUCCACCACCGCGAUUCGGAGGUCCUAUGGGACCCGUACCCGGCAACUUCCCUCCGCCUAACAUGAUGCACGGCAACAUGGUUCCCCCUAUGGGCCAGCAGGACAUGAUGAACCAACCUCCAAUGAACCCCAACAUGUUCGGAGGUCCGGUUCCCGAUGGGUUUAUGGCACCUCCAGGUACAGAUCCUAAUUUCCACAUGCAGCCUCAGUUCAACGGGCCUCAAGGUCCCAACAUGAAUAUGUUCGGUGGACCUAACAAUUUCAACCCUAGAGGUCGCGGUGGAUUUCGUGGUAGGGCUAAUGGCGGAGGCUGGGUGAGAAUGAGCGGUCCAGGAAACUGGAAACGCGGAGGCGGAGGGGGUGGAGGAGGAGGAGGAGGUCGCGGAGGACGGUUGUGCAAAAACAUUCAGAAUCACGGUUAUUGUAGGAACGGUGAUAAUUGUCCCUUCGUGCAUCCGUCGUAGUCGUAGAAGUAAUGUGGAUGGUGAGAAAAAAACUGCUUCAAUUGUGAUACUAGUUUCCUAAAUAGAAUUUUAAUAAGACUGUGAAAUUUAAGAUAUUAAUUAGAUAAGUUACGAAUAGUCGGUGUUUAAAAGUGCUUUUACUGGGUACAACGAGUGUACUGAACGAUCGCGGUUUUAAGUGUUAAACGAAACAUAGACGUGGACACUAUGGUGCCGAGUUGAUUGAAGACAGCACUGCUUAUCUCUUGGUCCAAAUCACUGUUUGUUUUAUGAUGUAAGCUAGAUUUUUAUUACUGCCAGACAGACUGUUAUGAUAAUAAUGACAUGCAAUAAAAUAUGCUAAACAUUAUGAAAAAAAUAUUCUCAGGAAAAUAAUGAAGUUAUCGCAUAUUUGUUUCGAUAUUCUCUUGAUAAACUAUUUUUUUUAUUAAAAGAUUUUACCAGAACACAAAAAUACUAUUUUUUUCUAGUUUAGGUACUUCUGAGAAAAAAAAAUUCUAAAAAUUGUUUAAUAUGAUUAUUAUUUUCAAUGGGUAAUUCAAAAUUGAUAUUUCUCAAUAUAUGUAUUGCAAUAAUUGCUAAAAUAUUGCAUUCUAAAACAAUCAGCGAUUUUACCAGGAAAUAAGCAUUUAAAAACUUGCUUCAGUAUUUUUUUUAAUAAACUUUACAACUAUAUUUUAACAAUAAUUAUUGACCUCUAUUAUUUCUGAAAAUUAUGAUUAAAAACAUAACAUGAUUAUUAGGAUCAAAAAGUUUUAUGAUCACGUUAGCUUUGACUUUGAUAGUUAAAAAAUUCUAAUGUAGGUUUUGUUUAUAUAUCAUAACAUACAUAGCACGUUUGGUUAUAAAACUUUUUGAUAAUAUUGUACCUGUUGAACGAUUUUUUAAUUUAUUGACUAAUAUUACCUAAGGAAUACAGGAAAUAAAAGAGGCAAAUAAAAAUAAUGUUAAUAAUUGAUGCUUAAAUUCAAUGAUAUUUCUAUAAAUAAACGGCAAUGAACAAGAAUUAUUGUUAAUCAAAUUCUUUUGUGAUAAUAGUAUAAACGUUGUACAUGAUUUUUUUUGUAUAUUUGCAAAACAUUAAUAUUUAUUUUGGCAACUACGUAUAUAAGUUUUAAAUAUGUAUAGGGUGUUUUUAGAGCCGUGUUGAGUUCGAAGGGGAUUUUAUUCUAUCUGGGACUUGUAAAUGUAAAUAACUUUAUUUAAGCGAUCUGAGUAAUGUAAAUAGGUGUACAUAAUCACUUUAUUUUGAGUAUUUUUCGCCCAAUUUGUUUUUUUAUAAGUUGUUUAAAUAAAAAUAAUAUAC
Sitophilus oryzae (rice weevil) is the source of this 4645-nucleotide messenger RNA. Its product is annotated as serine/threonine-protein phosphatase 1 regulatory subunit 10-like. Lineage: Eukaryota; Metazoa; Arthropoda; Insecta; Coleoptera; Curculionidae. The coding region runs from base 382 to 3339 and encodes 985 amino acids. The record is from RefSeq and is a predicted model, not a curated record. The transcript has 5 exons. Gene Ontology annotation, molecular function: metal ion binding.